Molecule: messenger RNA, 1938 nt
Organism: Danaus chrysippus (African queen)
Lineage: Eukaryota; Metazoa; Arthropoda; Insecta; Lepidoptera; Nymphalidae
Source: the annotation of a GenBank genome assembly
AUGAAUGGAUUCUGGGUUAUUUUCUUUCUUUUGGGAGCGUUAUUCAAACAUGGAAGCAAUGGAGAUGCAGAAACGAGUACAGCGUCGCCGUUAAACGCCUGCUUGUCACUCCGUCCUGGAGAUAUAGACUUCCAAUCAGUUGAUCUGAUAGCGGUUUAUCGUUUGGAUGGACCUGAUACAACAGGAGUUACCUUGGUGCAAGGAUCCCAGGACCUGCAAAGAGCCUACCGAGUUGGGGAUGGAGCGAAUCUUACUUUGCCUUUACGCGAGGCGCUACCAGCGGGUUUACCUUCCACGUUUACCAUUACGUCUACCUUCAGAACCAACAACCGCCGACCUUGGAGUCUUAUCAGAGUUCGAUCAUCUUCUCUUCUAUUCUCUAUAACUCUCUUGCCAAACGUUAAGAAGAUGGCUGUCUUCGUUCAGGGAUCACGGGUUGUGUUCUCUACGCCCACACUAUUCAAGCCGUUCUGGCACAAAGUUCACAUAGCUAUAGACAAUGACACUGUACACGCGGCCAUAGACUGUAAUGAGUUGGAGCCUGAAUCAAUAGGUGGAUGGGACUUUGAUAAUGCGACCAGCAUCAGUAUAGUCUCCAACGAUGAUGGAACCCCAGCUCCUGGUCCAGUGGGUCCGUCAGGGCCCCCAGGAGAGAUUGGUCCUCUUGGAUACACGGGACUACCAGGGAAGCGAGGUGUGGACGGGCCUCCAGGCCCCCAAGGUCUGAUGGGACCUAGAGGAGAAAAAGGAGAUAUAGGUCCCCCGGGCUCUGCAAGCAAUGUAUCCGUGAUUGGCGCACCAGGAGAACCAGGAAGAAAAGGUUCCAAAGGUGACAAAGGAGAUUUGGGAGAAAAAGGUGAUAGGGGUGAUGUGGGCCUUGUGGGUCUAGCUGGAGUCCCCGGCGUCGAUGGGAAGGAUGGUCCACCAGGUCCCGUCGGUCCUCCAGGCCCCCCCGGUGAACCUGGCCCUGUAGGUCCCCCAGGACCCGCCAGUAACGGAUUUCUUCCUCUUGUGCAAGGCAGUAAGGGCGAGCCAGGAAUUCCAGGAAAGCCCGGGAGGGACGGCUACCCCGGAGUUAGAGGUUUACCAGGAAUAGAUGGAACACCGGGAAGCCCGGGUAUCCAAGGGAUGCAAGGCUUACCCGGUUUGCCAGGAGAGAGAGGUUUGAUUGGUCUUCCGGGUACUCCGGGAGAAAUGGGCCCUGAAGGUCCGUCGGGACCCCAAGGUCCGCCAGGUCUUCCCGGACCUCCCGGGCCUCCAGGUGUGAGUACAUCAACAGCUGGCGUUAGCGUUCCAGGCCCUCCAGGUCCACAGGGUCUAAUGGGUCCGAAAGGGGAACAAGGUUUCCCAGGAUUGCCAGGUCGAGAUGGUUUAGACGGUAUCCCUGGGGUACCUGGACAAAGGGGUCCUCCGGGCACCCCCGGUGCUCUUAACUUAAUACAAGAACAACGACCGUCACUAUCAGAGAAUGACGUGAAAAACAUCUGUGAGGAUAUAAUAAAAGUACGUCUGGCGGACUUUUCAUUGAGCCUUGUGAUGCCAAUUGCGAAACCGGGACGCAGAGGGCCCCCAGGUCCGCCGGGGGUACCAGGGAGCCCCGGUUCCUUGGGUGAAAUAGGACCGAUGGGUCCCAGAGGGUAUCCGGGUGAGACAGGCGAGCCUGGUCGACCAGGGUAUCCUGGACCCAGCGGUGAUAAAGGAGACAAAGGGGAUAGAGGUCAACAAGGAGUGGGCAUCCCAGGUCCAGAAGGAUCACCCGGGAUGACUGGUCCCAUGGGUCCAGCUGGGCCUGAAGGAAGAACGGGACCUCGGGGUGAUCCGGGCCCAUCAGGUCCCAUAGGCCCACGUGGAGUUCCAGGUCCUAGAGGAAGCUGUGACUGUUCAUCAUCAGCGUAUUACGCGUACGCACCCAUUUUAGGAAAUAACAAAGGACCAUAG